AUGACAGAUUCUUUCACGAAUAACGAGUUUCCUAUCAGAAAUAAAUGGAAUACUGGCGGAUAUUCUGCCGAAUCUUUAUGGUGGCAUGCCGACGAGAAGGUCAAGGAGAACUCUGGUGAAAACGUUGUUUUCUUGAUGGUCCCAGGUAAUCCAGGUGUUAUCGAUUACUACAUUUCUUUUCUGAUGACCAUUCACGAAGAACACGAAAGAAAAAUUGAUGUUAUUGGAGUUUCCAAUAUCGGUCAUUCGCACGAACCACAAGACAAAAACUCGGAUACCUUAUAUUCGUUGCAAGAUCAAAUUGAUCAUAAGAUUCAAUGUUUCGAUGAGUUACGCGAGAAAUUCACAAGAAACAGCCUUCCGCCUAAAGUUAUUUUGUGUGGUCAUUCUAUAGGCGCCUACAUAUGUUCACAGGUAUUGAAAGCGCGUCCAAAUCAUGGAAUCAUCAAUAUAUACUCGUUAUUUCCUACACUACAACAUAUGAGAAAAACUCCCAAUGGUGUUAUGCUAAAUUUCCUCUUUGGAGAAAGUCAAAGAAACCUUGCGAGUUCCUUUAUUCAAUCAAUCCGUUAUCUUUUGGCCCCCAGAAUUUUUAAAUUCGUAGUAAAAUUAUGCACCUUUCAAUCAGAACCGCAACUAUCAGUCACCACCGAGAAGCUACUUCAUGGUCCAAUAGUUAAAAAUGCUCUCUACAUGGCUAACACCGAGAUGGAAACUGUAAAAGAACUGGACGAAGAAAUAUAUAGACAACACCUUGAAAAAUUUGUCUUUUACUUCGCGGCCGGUGACAAUUGGGCUCCUUUAAGUCAUUAUAAUGAUAUGUUAAAGAGAUUCCCUGAUGGAAACAUCAUAUUAUGCGAUCAAGGGCUUCCUCAUGCUUUUGUAAUUGGUCAUGGCGAAAAGAUGGGAAUAAGAGUUGCGAGUUGGAUCGGAAAAACGCUCGAGAUUUAA
Messenger RNA from Acaulospora morrowiae, 951 nucleotides. The record is from the annotation of a GenBank genome assembly. NCBI's taxonomy places the organism in Eukaryota, Fungi, Glomeromycota, Glomeromycetes, Diversisporales, Acaulosporaceae.